GCCUCUCGGUUUCGCCUUCGCCAUGGAGGACCCGCUCCUGUCAGCGGCGCCCAUCAACCCCAACAAUUUCCCAGCCAAGCUGUGGCGCCUCGUCAACAGCCCGCGCUUCCGCUCCAUCCGCUGGGACGCCCGCGGAGAAGGCCUCCUCAUCGACCAGCCCCUCUUCGAGGCCGAGCUGCUGGGCACGGGCGGCGGAGGCGGCGGCGGCGCAGGGAUGAUGGCGGCGCCGGGGGGCGGGCCGGGGAGCGAUGGCGUCUCCGCUCCCUCCCCUCUGCCUGCCUCGGCGUCGCCGUCCCCCUCCUCGCCGGAGCUCUUCAAGACCACCAACUUCACCAGCUUCAUCCGGCAGCUCAACCUCUACGGCUUCCGCAAGGUGGUGCUGGGCCCGCCAGGGGGAGGAGGAGGAGGCGGCGGCGGCGGUUCCUCGUCGCUCUCGCCGUCCUCCUCGCCCGGCGGGCCGCUGCACCACUUCCACAGCCCCCACUUCCGCCGCGACCGGCCCGACCUCCUGGUCCACCUCAAGCGCCUCACCAGCGCCAACAAGGCCAAGCUGGCGGCGGGCCUGGAAGUCACCAGCCGGCCGCCCAACCGCUUCCAGCGUCUGCUCAGCACCUCCCUCCACGGCAGUGGCGGCGGCGGCGGCACCGAGGCCCUCCUGGCCCACCAGCACCAACCCCAGGCCACCCCGCAGGGGCAGCCCGCUGCUUCCGCCGCGACGGCCGCAGCCAAAAACACCGACAACAAGCCCGCAUCACUGACUCUAGGGCAGUUUCACCGGUCUUUUCGGAGGGACAGCUUAUCUCCGUACUCCUACCUGUCACCGUCGCACAACCAAAAUGCUUUUCCAUUGAAAGGUUCAGAUCGGACUCCUCUUCCUCCCAGAACAUGGCCGAACUCCCUUGGGAUGCUCCCAGGGCAGGUGGAGGCAUCUACUUUUUCAGACAAAGGGGUUCCUUUUCCUGUGCUCCAGAGGUUUCCGACAGAGGUCACUUACACUCUGCAGCCCAGUGCUACAUCUGUGCACAUACAGCAAGGGCCCCAGACGAUGGCCGCCGCUUCUCAGAAGUACGGCAGCUAUGCAGGUUCGGCACCCUACUCCCAAGCCUACUACCCGACAGCUGUAUUACAGUGCUGCUCUCCGCCUACCCAUAUGGAUCCCUUAAGUGGUUGUGCCAGCCCCACAGCCUCAACCUAUACACAUUGCAGCUAUUUCCAGAAUCCACCAAUGCAGUCUUCAUACCCAGUUGAAUUUUUGCCUUCAAAUUGGCCCUGCAACCCUUCUGAUGAAACUAAGAAGACAGAAGUCAACUUGGAGGCCGUCUUCCAGAUUGUGGAUGAGAUGCAUUCAUCUCCCAAACUGGAAAUGGUAAAGGUGGAGCCAGUGGAGAACCAUGGUCCAACCUCACAGCCAAACCGAGGCCAGCAGUUGCUCAUCAAUCCAGGGAACAGUGAGGCACCUUCAAGUCAAGCCAGCCACCUUGAACCUCUGACUCCUGUCAGCUCUGAUAUUACGUCCUUUGUGGUGGAAUCUGAUCAAGCGAUAGCCUGCUCUCUGCCACAGUCUCCAGAGUUUAUUUACACGAUCCACACCACUGAACCUGUGGAGAAUGCUUCUGCACAGAUGAUGCCACAACCUGCAGCCACCCAGCAGACACAAGUGAAACUGAAGGAACAGCUGAACCAAACUUCAGCGCAGUCAUCCGUGGUGUUUGUACAGGAGGAACUGCCCUUCAGUCAGCAGCAGGACAAUCCAAACAUCAAGUGUCAGACGAGCCCAUCGGCAACAGUUGUGUCUUCAGAGCAGAUAGGAUUCAUCAUUUCGGAGGUGGGUCCCCUCAGCAAAUCUGUCAAAGAUUCAGUUUCCUCCAUUCAAAGCAAGUGCAGAGAAAGAAGGAGCAACUCACAGAAGGGCAAAUCUCCUGAUCUACACCUGCUAGUGGAUGUGGCUUGCAAACAAGAGCACUUUCCAAAGGAAGAAGAAUUAAGGGAGUGAGAACUUGGUGACCAUUCUGUGCAAACAGCGAGCAGUGCCUUUCCUGCCAGGAACACUCUGGGAACUCUUCAGUUCUUGUUAACCAAACCUCUUCACCUCCACUCAUUUGUGUUCCACUGAUAUCAGUCCCACCUGUUUUUUUUACUGCUCCUCUUUAGUAGGUUUAUAUUCUUUUUUUCUGGUCAAAGAAUAAUAAUUAAUUUGCCCAAAUGAUUCAAAAGUGGGGAACCUGGCAAACGAGAAAUCUUAGAAGAUGUCCCAACUACAGGAUGUUUCUUGUUUAGCACCACAAGCAGCAGCCGGAGUGGGAAUUGUUCACAGUUCAUUUGGGGAGCGUUUGAAGGAGGAUCUUUGCAAAAACAAAUGUAUUUGGAGGUCACAAGAUCUGUGGUCUGAACGGGUCAUUGGUUCCAGGAAAGACACCCUGGGAAAGAUGAGCUCAUUUUCUAGGUGCUUACACAUAACAUUUACUUCUUUCUUGUAUUUAUUCUUCCCCCCACCCUCACCCCUUAUGAUAAAUAUUGUCCCAUCUAAGAAAACCACUGCUGGAUAUUUUAUGUUAAUGGAGCAUUUUUGUGUUUUAAUAAUUUCCUUACUCUAGAGAUGCUUUAUAAGAAAUUAAGGCAUUUCUUGUAUACUCUCUUAGCUUAAAUAUGUUUUCAUGGGCUCUUUUAACUUGUUUGUUAUAACAGUAUUUAUUGACAAUAGAUUUUAAAGAAAGAUAGUUUUUUAUUCAUAUUUAUUUGUAUGUGUGAAUGAUGUAGCCUGAUGAGAAUGCGCUUCCAACUUGCUCACCCAUCUUUUCAGAGUCAGAUCACCACAACUGUGGGGGAAAAUGGAUAAAGGAACACUUGCAAAAGUGGAGUUAUCCCUGUCAUCUUCCUGCAUCUUAUAGUUCAGUUACAUUCAUUAUUUCCCAGUAGACCCAUGAAUGGUAGGAUGAACCAAAGUCACAGCUGCAAAUUUGACCAUAGCUCCAUGCAGGAGAGCUGGACCAGAAAUCCACUGUUAGAUCUCAAGACAUUAAUGAUGUACCACUUCAGUGCUGGCAUUGCUGUAGAUUGCUAAAUAUUUUAAGCUCAUCCUCAGUUGAUCUUCUGAGGCUUUGUUUGUCCUUCUAGAAAAGGCAGACAUUCAGCAUGCACUUAAUUUAAAAUAUGUUGCCACAUUUAGAGACAAUGUUCUUUUGCAGGGUCUCUGAAAGGUUCAGAUUGAGUGCUGUCCUGCCUCAGAAUAGGUUCAUGAACGAUUUGAGCCUGUGACUGAGAACUGUCCACAUGAAUUGAAAAGCAGACAAGUUUCUCCUUGGUCAUACUUGCUCAAGGUUAUACCAGCUGAGUCCUUUCUGAAUGAUAAACAAGAGUUUUGGGACUAGGACUGCAGAUUUAAGGCUUCAUUAGGAAAUGGCAGCAUUUAUUAGCUUAAAAAGAUAAGAAGCCAAGGAGCUGGAUCUCCUGCUGUAGUGACUUGACUUUACUGACUCUUGAGCAUUUAGAACCACAUCAAAAGGGAAAGGAGGACAUUCACCAGACAUUCACACUGGCUAAAGGAAUCUACAAUAGCGCAUGAAAUGGAUGCACCUUCUUAGUGUUUCUGCAGUUUGAGCCCAAAAUGUAUGUAUGUAGUCAGUACACAAUAAAGAGACUGCUCCA
Heteronotia binoei (common prickly gecko) is the source of this 3645-nucleotide messenger RNA. It is a transcript of the gene HSF5, whose product is annotated as heat shock transcription factor 5. The record is from RefSeq and is a predicted model, not a curated record. The coding region runs from base 23 to 1993 and encodes 656 amino acids. The transcript has 6 exons. Gene Ontology annotation, molecular function: sequence-specific DNA binding; DNA-binding transcription factor activity. NCBI's taxonomy places the organism in Eukaryota, Metazoa, Chordata, Lepidosauria, Squamata, Gekkonidae. Gene Ontology annotation, biological process: regulation of DNA-templated transcription.